Oncorhynchus keta (chum salmon) is the source of this 7097-nucleotide messenger RNA. RefSeq names its product delta-type opioid receptor. Bases 326 to 1450 code for a protein of 374 amino acids. Gene Ontology annotation, molecular function: neuropeptide binding; G protein-coupled enkephalin receptor activity. NCBI's taxonomy places the organism in Eukaryota, Metazoa, Chordata, Actinopteri, Salmoniformes, Salmonidae. The record is from RefSeq and is a predicted model, not a curated record. Gene Ontology annotation, cellular component: neuron projection; membrane. Gene Ontology annotation, biological process: neuropeptide signaling pathway; G protein-coupled opioid receptor signaling pathway. The transcript has 3 exons.
UUGCUUCGCACCAGUGUGUCCUCGCCAAGGGAAGUAGAUUGCACUUGCCCCAGCCGUCACCACCCCGUUGCAUUGCGCGUACCUCGUACAGGGAUAGGAUCGGAUUCCUGUCUUUCAGAACAUCUUUCCAUACCUACGCCAGAGCCUGAGAUGUCAGUGAUCACAAUUGAAUGAGGUCUGAUCAGUGCUUUCACACGUUCCUCGUCUGCUCUCGUGCGCUCAACAAAAUCUGCAUUUGGGGAGUCCGCAAGCAUCUGCACUACAGGAAAGGAAAAGGCAACACUGACCUUGACUAUAACAACGUUUUAUCUACUUGCACCUGAAUAUGAUGGAGUUUCCUACCCUGUCUGCGGCUGAUUUAGCCGACCUGUAUUCUGUGAUCCCUUUCAUUGCCACAUUGCCUGAGGAUUCUACAGGGCUGCCAUCAAGAGGCAAUGAAACCGGGAAGGGUUCUUCGAAGGACACCACAAGUAUUAUAAUCGCAGUAUCUAUAACUGCUCUCUACUCUAUUAUAUGCAUUGUUGGACUGCUUGGAAACAUUCUCGUUAUGUAUGGAGUGGUGAGAUACACCAAAAUGAAGACAGCCACUAACAUCUACAUCUUCAACUUGGCCCUGGCCGAUGCUUUGGCUACCAGCACUCUGCCCUUCCAGAGUGCCAAGUACCUGAUGAACACCUGGCCCUUUGGAGAGUUCCUGUGUAAAGUGAUCCUCGCCAUUGACUACUACAACAUGUUCACCAGUAUCUUCACCCUGACCAUGAUGAGCGUGGACCGCUACAUCGCUGUGUGCCACCCGGUCAGGGCCCUGGACUUUAGAACACCUGCCAAGGCCAAGAUGAUCAACGUGUGCAUCUGGAUCCUCUCCUCUGCCAUAGGAGUGCCCAUCAUGGUCAUGGCGGUUACCAAGGUGACAGACAAAGGCAAUACUGGCUGCAUGCUACAGUUUCCUCAGCCAGACUGGUACUGGGACACGGUGACUAAGAUUUGCGUGUUCAUAUUUGCCUUCGUGGUGCCAACCCUGGUCAUCACCAUCUGCUACGGCCUGAUGAUUCUCCGCCUGAAGAAUGUCCGGCUGCUCUCCGGUUCAAAGGAGAAAGAUCGAAAUUUGCGGCGCAUUACCCACAUGGUCCUGGUGGUGGUGGCGGUCUUCAUAAUUUGCUGGACGCCCAUCCACAUCUUUAUCAUCCUCAGGACCAUGGUGCAGAUCAACAGCACGAACCCCUAUGUGAUCGCCAGCUGGCACCUGUGCAUCGCGCUGGGCUACAUGAACAGCAGCCUCAACCCCCUGCUCUAUGCCUUCCUGGACGCGAACUUCAAGAGGUGCUUUAGGGAUUUCUGCCUGCCUUUCCGCCCCAACAUGGACCAGAGCAGCUUCUCCAGAGCCCACAACUCCACGCGAGAGCCCACCACCGUGUGUCCCCCGAGAGUGUUGGUGAGGAAGCCUGUAUGACUAGGCAUGGAGCAGUGUCCUGGAGACUCCCGCUCACGGACAGUCCAGGCCGACUUACAGACUGAUGUCACACAGUUCUCCACAGAUUUCUGACAGUAGCUCUGGCUUUAGACCUACAGCACAAAACCCACUGCAACAUUUGCAUAGAGUGUGAUGUCACAUUUUUUGGCCUAUCCAGACAAAAACUAGAUUUACUCUUCCUCUAACCUAACAUAGCAGGCAUAAAUUCCCCUUUCAGUGGAAAGGAAUCUACAGUGGCUUGCGAAAGUAUUCAACCCCCUUGGCAUUUUUCCUGUUUUUUUGCCUUACAACCUGGAAUUAAAAUAGAUUUUUGGGGGGUUUGUAUCAUUUGCUUUACACAACAUGCCUACCACUUUGAAGAUGGAAAAUAUUUGUUAUUGUGAAACAAACUAGAAGUAAGACAAAAAAAACAGAACUUGAGCGUACAUAACUAUUCACCCUCACAAAGUCGAUACUUUGUAGAGCGACCUUUUGCAGCAAUUACAGCUGCAAGUCUCUUUGGGUAUGUCUCUAUAAGCUUGGCACAUCUAGCCACCGGGAUUUUCCCCCAUUCUUCAAGGCAAAACUGCCACAGCUCCUUCAAGUUGGAUAGUUUCCGCUGGUGUACAGCAAUCUUUAAGUCAUACCACAGAUUCUAAAUUAGAUUGAGGUCUGGGCUUUGACUAGGCCAUUCUAAGACAUUUAAAUGUUUCCCCUUAAACCACUCAUGUGUUGCUUUAGCAGUAUGCUUAGGGUCAUUGUCCUGCUGGAAGGUGAACCUCCGUCCCAGUCGCAAAAAAACAGAAACAGGUUUCACUCUGUAUUUAGCGCCAUCCGUCAUUCCUUCAAUUCUGACCAGAUUCCCAAUCCCUGCCGAUGAAAAACAUCCCCACAGCAUGAGGCUGAUACCACCAUGCUGGAGUUCUCGAGGUGAUGAGAGGUGUUGGGUUUGUGCCAGACAUAGUGUUUUCCUUGAUGGCCAAAAAGCUCAAUUUAUGUUUGGGGAGUCUCCCACAUGCCUUUUGGCGAACACCAAACAUGUUUGCUUAUUUUUUUCUUCAAGCAAUGGCUUUUUUCUGGCCACUCUUCCAUAAGCCCAGCUCUGUGGAGUGAACAGCUUAAAGUGGUCCUAUGGCCAGAUACUCAAAUCUCCGCUAUGGAGCUUGCAGCUCCUUCAGGAUUAUCUUUGGUCUCUUUGUUGCCUCUGAUAAAUGCCCUCCUUGCCUGGUCUGUGAGUUUUGGUGGGCGGCCCUCUCUUGGCAGGUUUGUUGUGGUGCCAUAUUCUUUCCAUUUAUUAAGAAUGGAUUUAAUGGUGCUCCAUGGGAUGUUCAAAGUUUCAUAUAUUUUUUUAUAACCCAGCCCUGAUCUGUACUUCUCCACAAUGUUAUCCCUGACCUGUUUGGAGAGCUCCUUGGUCUUUAUGGUGCCGCUUGCUUGGUGGUGCCGCUUGCUUAGUGGUGUUGCAGACCCUGGGGCCUUUCAGAACAGGUGUGUGUAUAUCAAUACUGAGAUCAUGUAACACUUAGAUUGCACACAGGUGGACUUUAUUUAACUAAUUAUGUCACUUCUCAAGGUAACUGGUUGCACCAGAUCUUAUUUAGGGGGCUUCAUAGUAAAGGGGGCGAAUACAUAUGCACUCACCAUUUUUCUGUUUUUUUAUUUUUUUUUAAUUGUUUGAAACACGUAAUUUUUUUCAUUUCACUUUACCAAUUUGGACUAUUUUGUGUAUGUCCAUUGCCAGAAAUCCAAAUAGAAUUCCAUUUAAAUUACAGGUUGUAAUGCAACAAAAUAGGAAAAAUGCCAAGGGGGAUGAAUACUUUUGCAAGGCACUGUAAAGUUGAAAUAGCUGUAUCCCUAAAAACCAGAUUACAUCCAGUUGUUGCAUUGGCCAGGGCCAAAAAUCUGUCAUUCUGCCCCUGAGCAAGGCAGUUAACCCACUGUUUCCCGGGUGCCGAAGACAUGGAUGUUAAUUAAUGGUGAUUCAGAGGGGUUGGGUUGAAUGUGGAAGACACAUUUCAGUUGAAGGCAUUCAGUUGUACAACUGACUAGAUAUCUCCCUUUCCCUGGUGUUGUUGCAUAAUGACCAAUACGCUACCCCUCACUGGGCACAGACAUCAGUUCAAUCCCUGGUGUAGCAUACCUCCUGAGGUCGGGCCCCCCAGAUAGCAUUUGAACACUUCAUAAGCCAUGAUUUUAUUCAUUUUUUAUUACAGGAAAUUAGCUUAAAACUGCAAAGUGUUCUCUGCCGAUAAUGGAUAUUAACUGAAAAAUUAUCGUAUGCAGUUUCUUGCAAUAGCCCUCUGUGACUUUAAAUAAUAUUUAUCUCAAAACUUUGCUUUCUGAAUGAUGUGUCCAGAGAUGUGUUUAACUUAAUCAGAUUUGUCAAAAUCCUAAAUUAAUCAGGAAUGAGCAUGGUCAGCUAUACCAUAUUCAUGUGCAACAAAACCACUCAUGGUCUGUAAAGUUCUCUACUUUUUAUAAAUUUAACAAACAAUAUUGGAAUCACCAUGGUCACAAUCAUAAACUGUCAACUCCAUCUGCCUGAUAGAUUAAAAUAUAACAUGAAUUUUAGUUUAAAUAUGUUACAUGCAAUUGGGUUUUAGAGACAAAGCAACUGAGGAAAAACUAAAUUGCUGCUAUGUAUACCACUUGAAUGAAGAAGAAAAAUGUAAUCUUUGUAAAACAUCAACUCUGUCAGAUUGCUGAAAGAUCUGAUAGAUUGAGUAUGUUUGUAUUGGGGAUUUUCAAAUGAAUCAUUUUCCAUAUCUUACAAAUGUUUGUAUUUUACUUUUAGAGUCAAAAAUAUGUCUGUUUUUGAGAAUCUGUUGUCAACUCCGUCAUUGGCUUGUCAUCUCUGUCACAGAUGGCUAAGCCCCUUUAAGAUCAAUAUUUUUGUCAAUAUUCUGAACAAAUAUUGUAAUCACUGUUAUGCAACAUAUGGCUAAAAAAUGUGAAGUAUUUGCUCUGCUAUGUUUGCUUUCUAAACCUAGAAAAACCUAGCUCUGGAGCAUUUAAUAGUGCUAUAAAGCAAAACAAAAAGACCUUUUGGAAAUUUGUAUUAAAUAUUUGAAUAAUCUAAUAUUAGAAUUAUAAACAAUUAAGGUCUUUAAACACUUGUUACACUAUCCUUGUAAAAAGUAAAUACCUUUUAUGGUGUCAGACAGAGUUUAAAUUAAUCCAGUUAGUUGCAUUUUAUGAAAGAUUUUUUUUUAAUGAGGUUGUUCCAUUAGAUGGUGUGAUAGCUGAUACUUUGGUCUAUAAAAAAUAGUGCCUUCGGAAAGAAUUCAGACCCCUUGAUUUUUUCCACAUUUUGUUAUGUUAGAGCCUUAUUCUAAAAUUGAUUAAAUAUUUGUUUAUAUCGCAGUGAUCUACACACAAUACCCCAUAAUGACAAAGUGAAAACAGGUUUUUAGAAAUUCUAGGAAAUGUAUAAGUAUUCAAAACGUUUGCUAAGAGACUCGACAUUGAGCUCAGGUGCGUCCUGUUUCCAUUGAUCAUCCUUGAGAUGUUUCAACAACUUGAUUGGAGUCCACUUGUGGUAAAUUCAAUUGAUUGGACAUGAUUUGGAAAGGCACCUGUCUAUAUAAGGUCUCACAGUUGAGACAUGUCAGAGCAAAAAACCAAGCCAUGAGGUCAAAGGAAUUGUCCGAAGAGCACAGAUCUGGGGAAGGGUACCAAAAGAUGUCUGCAGCAUUGAAGGUCCACAAGAACACAGUGGCCGGUGUCAUUCAUCAUUCCUAAAUGGAAGAAGUUUGGAACCACCAAGACUCUUCCUAGAGCUGGCCGUCUGGCGAAACUGAUAAAUCGGGGGAGAAGGGCCUUGGUCAGGGAGGUGACCAAGAACCUGAUGGUCACUCUGACAGAGCUCGAGAGUUCCUCUGUGAAGAUGGGAUAACUUUCAAAAAGGACAACCAUCUCUGCAGUACUCCAUCAAUCAGGCCUUUAUGGUAGAGUGGUCAGACGGAAGCCACUCCUCAGUAAAAGGCACAAGACAGCCCGCUUGGAGUUUGCCAAAAGGCACCUAACCAACAAGAUUCUCUGGUCUGAUGAAACAAAGGUUCAACUCUGGCACCAUCCCUACAGUGAAGCAUGGUGGGGUCAGCAUCAUACUGUGUGGCUGUGUUUCAGGGGCAGGGACUAGGAGGCUAGUCAGGUAUGAGGCAAAGAUGAAUGGAGGAAAGCACAGAGAGAUCCUUGAUGAAAACCUGCUCCAGAGUGCUCAGGAACUCAGACUUCCCACAGGACAACGACCUGUGGCACACAGCCAAGACAGUGCAGGAGUGGCUUCUGGACAAGAUUCUGAAUGUCCUUGAGUGGCCCAGCCAGAGCCCUGACCUGAACCCAUUCUAAUAUCUCUGGAGAGACCUAAAAAUAGCUCUGCAGCAACGCUCCCUAUCUAACCUGACAGCGCUUGAAAUGAUCUGCAGAGAAGAAUGGGAGAAACUCUCCAAGUACAGGUGUGCCAAGCCAACCCAAGAAGACUCAAGGCUAUAAUUGCUGCCAAAGGUGCUUUAACAAAGUACUGAGUAAAAGGCCUGAAUACUUAUGUAAAUGUAAUAUUUUUAUAUGAAUGAGCAACAAUUCUAAAAACCUGUAUUUGCUUUGUCAUUAUGGGGUAUUGUGUGUAAAUCCACUAGGGAAAAACACAAUUUAUUCAAUUUUAGAAUAAGGCUGUAACCUAACAAAAUUUGGAAAAAUCAAGGUGUCUGAAUAGUUUCCAACGGCACUGUAUAUAUAUUUCAAAUGUUGCUAAUAUUAAAACAAAUAGUUGUGGAUUGUUGUUAUUGUUAUUUCAAGAAUCCCUGACCUCUAAAACAGCAACAACAACAAAAACAUCUCUGCCACAUGGAAAAAAAGAUCAAUCCUGAAAGAAAAUAUUUUGGGGGGUUAUUUUUUGCGGUUGUUGGGCCUUGCUCGAACCUUGUGGGAAGCCCAGCUAUAUGUGUCCUACGCCACUUAGUUAAAUGUAGUUUUCAACUAAAGUGAAUUCAACAAAAAGUUAUUUCGAUUUUGGGUUAAAAAAAAAAAAACUAAAUGCCCUUAAGACUUCUUGCAAAUCCAAUCAGUUUUCCAUGUUGAUUCAACGUCAUCACAUUGGGUUGAAAUUAUGUGGAAACAAUAUUGAUUCAACCAGUUUUUUUCCAGUGGGCAGUCUGUAGCAAGUCUUGCAGUUUAAUUAAAUAUUGUAACAUUAUUGCCUUACUAUGUAUACAUCUUGUCAGUUGCUUUUGGCAGCAAAAUGAGGCAGCAAACAAAAAAAACUAUUUAUUUUACCUCAUUUAAAAUUACACAUUUCUUUGUUGUGUUUUAAAGAAUGAAUCUGGAUUUUUAUUUAUUUGCUGUAGUAGAUGCUCAGCUAAUUUAACAAUGGGAAGCAUUAACAUAAAUAAAUAUCUGCAUUGUGUUUUAGAAGUACUGAAUGUGUGUGAUGCAUACAGUAUACGUUAUGUGUCUUUAUUUAUUGGUUUCUUCCAUUUAUGAGUUUCUUGAAGCAUGCAUGUGAGGAUUUUGUGAUGGUGUAUUGUACAAUUUCACUGAAGUGAGAGGUUGGAGUAUAAUUUUACAAUUUCAGCACUUAAGACAUUUUAUAAAACUUUGUUUUGCAGGAGUUGGCAGAGCUGAAUCCUAACAUUUAUAUAAUUUCUGU